Bacillus rossius redtenbacheri is the source of this 2848-nucleotide messenger RNA. RefSeq lists its product as uncharacterized. The record is from RefSeq and is a predicted model, not a curated record. The transcript has 5 exons. The coding region runs from base 162 to 620 and encodes 152 amino acids. Lineage: Eukaryota; Metazoa; Arthropoda; Insecta; Phasmatodea; Bacillidae.
AAUGGCUUCCAAAAGCAGGCCGGAGCCAGCCGGGGGUCUCUUCGGCCGGGCAGUCCUGCGCCGACUGUUCCGCCGCUCGCAGCCCCCCCGCCGAGGAGUCCCUGGGACAUCGCCGCAGCCCGAGCCGGGGGUCUCUGGUCGCCCGUCCAGCAAGCCAGGUGAUGGACGACUCCGCUACGCGACGCCAGCGAUUCGUCGGCCAGGCUCUGCUGAUCCUGGGAGCUGUGCUGGUUUUCCUGCCGUGCGGAUCAAGUGACCGAGGUUACAGGUUCAUUGGAAGUCCAGUGGACGAUACCAUUACACUCCCGCCGCUGUCGAACGGCUGGCGGCCCGUGCUGUCGACGGCCAGCUGGCGGCAGUCCUCGCCGGCGCCGCAGCACCCGGUGCACGGCAGGCUGCAGCAGCACCUGCGCGCCUCGCAGGCCAGGAAGCGGGCCCAGGCGGCCGGCUCCAACAAGGUGGAGGUGUACGCCCCGGCGCCGCCCUCCAUCCUGGGCUCCUUCAGCCGCGUGGCCAAGCCCCGCGACAAGAAGAAGGUGACCCCCCCCCCCCCCCCCCCGAACCGCAGCGGCCCAGAGGGUCGCGGCUUGCAAUCCGUUCAGUUGCAGGGUAGCCCGUAGCGCACCCUAGAGCCGAAUACAGGCAAACAAAUCACGGCACUCAGUAAAAAAACACAAAAUUCAAAAAAAGUGACUUAGUUUUAGAGUUAUGGGCACUUUUCAAAAAUUUUUAAGAAACCCCACCCCGCAACAAAUUAUUAGAUUCUGUGAAUAUAAUUUUUUUUUGCUUUGCAAUCUAUAAUCACUCUACCAUUGGUAACAAUUCAAAAUAAAAAAAUUAAAAACUGGAAAUUAUCUCAAAUUUUUUUAAUCGGGUAAAUUUGACUGAUCAUAAAGUAAAAAAAAAAUACUUUGCUAACUUAGAUAGUUAUUUGAAAAGAUGACUUAUUAAAGAAAAUUAGCAAAGUUUUUUCUUCAGAGUGGAUAGCCAAAGUUAUACGAUUAAAAACUGUUGCCGCAAAAGUCAUGAAAAUAUAUUAUUUUUUUUUACCAAAAGCAUAGCGUGUUUGAUUUUAUUUUUAAUUCUUAUUAAUAGUGGCUGUUGGGAUUGCGUAGUAAAAAAAUUAAAGUUACAGUAUCUAAUAAUUUGGUGCAGGGUGGGGAUUUAAAAACCUUUGAGGAUACACCUAUAGCUCGAAAACGACACUUCAUGAAUUUUGGAUUUUGAUACAGAACCGCAAUUUACUGGCCUAUCAGAUGUUGUCGGCUUGACGUUGAGUUGUGGGACAUUUUGUAUGUAGGGCCAUGUAUUUUUCGCAAAAUGAUUUUCAGACCAGGUGUGUGUUAAAACUUUGUAGCAUUUGUCUGUGUUUCGUGGUUGGCUGGAUUUAUUCCAGAUUCAUGUCUACUGUCAGCACACCAAUCACAGCCAUCCAGUGCGGAAGUAAACGCGUCCUGAAUGGCCCGGCCAAACAUGGCAAUGGCUUCUCCUGCAGACGACCGCCAAUCACAAGAGAAAAAUUGCUUGCGCAGGCAUACUUUACUGCAGUUUAAUGAGUGAUCAGAAUUUUUUCUGUUAAAAAUAAAUUCCACUACCUGUAUAUAUAGUUGUUAUUAAUGCCGGCUAAGGCUUAACUAUAAUACAUGAAGUCUACGGAGAUGAUAUUCUAACAAUUGUAAAAAUUAUCAGUAAGGUAAUAGAUAGAUCACAGUAACUUCUGAAGAACACUGUUUCAGAAGAACUCUGUUUCCAGGAGAAAUUUAGUUAUAAUCUUGUUUAUUGAUGAUCAGAUGAAAACAUAUAUAUUUUGUUUAUCGCUUACAAAAUGCGCUUGUUUCCCGGGUAAUUCAGCAACAGAAUGUAUCAGUGAUUCUCCCGGGCACCACGUGCUUUACACAUACAAUAGUUUUAAAUUAAAGUUAAACUUGCUCUUUUACCAUACACAGCCUCAUUUCCCCAACACAUUUAUCAGGGAUGAAUCUGUAUAAACAUUCCUUUUAUUAGUUUUGUUUGCAUUCAGUGCCUUGUUGAUCAGUUGGACGAUUCCAGGCUAGAAGUCUUCAGAAGGUGUAAAAGAAUUCAGAAUUUUCUUUGCGUGCACUAAGAUAUAUUAUAAUAUAGAACUUUCUUAUUUUCAAUAUUUAGGGUCUGAUAAAGUUACCAGCUCAUUGUAAACAGGUGUAAGAUGCCAAAGCGUAACAUUACGUGUAAAAUUAAAAUUCUUGACGAUACCGUUGAUUCCAUGUAUUUAAAUUAAGUUUUGGUUUUCGGGUAGCCCGAUGAGGCAUGAAACUGAGGUGUGAAAGUGGAGAAUGGUGUUGUGUGCCUGGGCAGGUCGUGGAGCAAGAGGAGUUGCUGCCUCAGGGACGCAUCGUGUACUCCGCACGGCUGGUCCCUCCGCCCGUGCGGUCCCCGUCCUCGGAUGACUUCAACUCAGGAGAAGAGCGCCCGUACAACAAGGGGAACGAGUUCUCAGCACUGACGCCUCCCGCCGAGAGCUCCAGGACCUACUACAACCGACCCGGCACCGUGGAACACUUCCCCUCAGCGAACAACGACCCUUUCCCCAGCCAGCAGCAGAGCGGACUGCACGCCGCAAAGUACGAAGUUCCUCACUUCGAUGCGAAGAACUUCCACAGCUCCUUCCCCACUGCAGCAAAAGCACACAAGCACGGAAUCUAUCUGGCCCCGAGCCAAAACUUCCAGAGUCCUCAGCUUUCUGGCCCGCAGACAUUCAAGGCGCUCCCAGACACGGUUCAGUUUUUCAAGGACUUCUUCGAAAAGCACAAGGCUGCGUAUUCCGAAGCUUUGCUUUCCCAGCAGCAAUCAUUCUUGGAGGAACAAAAAA